Arabidopsis lyrata subsp. lyrata is the source of this 1648-nucleotide messenger RNA. RefSeq names its product F-box/kelch-repeat protein At5g49000. Bases 347 to 1528 code for a protein of 393 amino acids. The record is from RefSeq and is a predicted model, not a curated record. Lineage: Eukaryota; Viridiplantae; Streptophyta; Magnoliopsida; Brassicales; Brassicaceae. Gene Ontology annotation, molecular function: protein binding. The transcript has 2 exons.
AAUAAUCUCAAAAGAGAAUAAAAACGGAGACGUGAUGGAGGUGAUACGGGGACGUUUCCGAAACAUUUAUAAGAAAUAGGAAAUUUAACUAUUUUCCAUUAAAAUCCCAAAUUAAAAAGGAAUAAAAGAGCUUAUUCUAGGGUUUUAUAUUAGAUAUCGUAUCGCCUCUCUUCUUCACCGCCACCUCUUCUCUUCCUGUUUGAGACUUUGACGUUAUUUAGCUUUGAUGUGAAGUCACUCACGUCUCUCAUGUCAACGUUAAUCGUUACGUUACUCACCAUCACCAAGUCACCACACCAACCUCUUGGACCAGAACGAACAAUUUCUGCCAGGCCCUAGAGCGAGAAUGAAAAUUGAUUUGUCAUUGAAAGGAAGAAGUGCAAUUCGGGGAUGUUGUCAAUUGGGAUUGACGCCAGGGCAAAAUAAAAUGAAGAAGAAGAAGGUUUGUGGGUUAUGGUCGUUGCCAGAUGCGGUGGUUGUGAACUGCCUUGCUCAGUUGUCGAGAUUGGACUUCGCGGCCUUAGCUAUUGCCUCCAAGAAUCACCGGUCUCUGGUGGUUUCCCCUGAGCUCAGGGACUUGAGAUGGCAGCAGCGUUGCAUGGAGCCAUCUCUCUACGUAUGCUUGCGCAUCUUUCCAGAACCAAGCCCACGCUGGUUCAUCCUCCACCCCAUGCAACGUUGGCUGAAACCGAUCCAUAUGGACUUGUAUCAGGCUCCGAAAUCAGCCUCCUCUUUUGUAGUGAUGGGUUGUGGCAUAUGUAUUAUUGGUGGACUCGUAGACGGCAAACCCACUUCCGAAGUCUCGUUUUUCGAUUGUUUCGAGCACAGAUGGUAUCGCAUGCCGCCAAUGAAGAUGGCUCGUGCUUCCGCAUCGGCAAGCCUGAUGACAGAUUCGAAGAUAUAUGUGUUUGGAGGGUGCGGGGAUGAUGUCGCCAAUUCCUCAAACUGGGCAGAGGUGUUCGAUGUCGCUACCCUAACUUGGGAUUUCUUGUAUGUGUUUACGCCCAAGAUGCCCCUUAAUAUCCAACAAAGUGUGGUAAUGAUAAAAGAGAAGGAGGUUUACGUAGUGGAUGAGGAUGGUCAAAACUUCUCUUUCUCACCAAGUAAAUGUAUGUUUGUGGCAAGGGGCAAAACAGAUUCUAUACCAGGAAACAUUUACAGAAACGAUUGGUGUGUCAUUGGGACAUUCUUAUUUUGUCGUGGUACCCGCGGAAGAAUAUUGUGGUGUUUGCCCUAUGAGUUGCAUUGGAAGGAAGUCAAGGGUUUGGAAGAACUGCAACAGUGGGGAUUUGAUAUCACCAAACUUUGCACCAACCCUGCUGGGAAUAUUGUUAUCUUUUGGAAACCGCAUCCUCUGAGUUUGGAGCUUUGGUCUAUCGAGAUUUCCAUAUCCUUGGUGAAACGCAGACGCAAUGGACGCGAGAUUUUGGGGAAGAUUGAAUGGUCUGGUGCUGUCUUCAAACUUGAUCCUCUCAUAGACUCAUCAUAUAGCUUAAAGGUCUUAAGUGCAGAUUAUGUCCUUGCUUGAAAUAUUUAAGUGUUUAAACUAUUUAUUUAUUCAUAUAUCUCUAGCUUUAUACUCUUGUGUUCCUCUCGUUUGGCAAAGUAAAUUCUGAUAUCUACAUAGAUUUUAACAUGUUAUUUGAUA